AGGAAGUGGCAAGGUGGUUUGCAGAUUUGUAGCUGGACAACGCGCAUGCGUUAAACUACUCAGCUAGCCUAGCUUCGAAGCCGCCGGCCAACAUGGAGAGAAAAGUUCUGGCACUCCAAGCAAGGAAGAAGAGGGCAAAGGCAAAGAAGACCAGCAAGAAGCAGCCAGCUCAUCCCAGGGGAGUGGUCCAGCAGCAGCAACCCCAGGCAGAUGUUUCUCCACAGGAGCCAGAGGAAGAGAUCCUGGGCUCUGAUGACGAGGAGCAAGAGGAUCCCAAUGACUACUGCAAGGGUGGCUACCACCAUGUUAAAAUAGGAGACCUUUUUAAUGGGAAGUACCAUGUGAUCCGGAAGCUGGGAUGGGGCCAUUUCUCCACUGUAUGGCUAGCCUGGGAUAUCCAGAUGAAGAGGUUUGUGGCCAUGAAGGUGGUGAAGAGCGCAGAGCACUACACAGAGACAGCUGUGGAUGAGAUCAAACUGCUCCGAUCUGUCCGAAACACAGAUCCCGAUGAUCCCAACAGGGAAAUGGUGGUUCAGCUACUAGACGAUUUCAAGAUCUCUGGCAUCAACGGAACUCACGUGUGCAUGGUUUUUGAGGUCCUGGGGCACCACCUUCUGAAGUGGAUUAUCAAGUCCAACUACCAGGGCCUGCCUCUGCCCUGUGUCAAGAGCAUCAUACGUCAGGUUCUCCAGGGUCUGGACUACCUCCACACUAAGUGUAAGAUCAUCCACACGGACAUCAAGCCGGAGAACAUCCUGAUGAGCGUCAACGAGCCCUAUGUUAGGAGGCUGGCGGCCGAGGCCACCGAGUGGCAGAAGGCCGGGGCGCCCCCUCCAUCAGGAUCUGCAGUGAGCACGGCACCAGCACCAAAACAAGCCAUCAAGAUGUCUAAGAACAAGAAGAAGAAACUAAAGAAGAAGCAGAAGCGCCAGGCGGAGCUGCUGGAGAAGUGCAUCAUGGACCUGGAGGAGAUGGAGAAGGCUCCGGAAACCCGCGAGCAGGAGGAGGAGGAGGAGGAUGACGAAGAGGACCCUGAGUCCCCCAGAGACCAGCCACCGUGCAUCCCUCUCAGGCAGGCCUCGCUGCAAGAGCUAGGGAACGAGGAGAUGGCUGAGUGCAUUGCCAACACGGAGGAGGCACAGAAGGGAACAGAGGGCAUGGCGGAGGUGAACUGUAACGGCCUCCACCUGGAGGAUAAAGAGGAGGAGCAGGGGCAGGCGCAGUGGAGGGAAGAGGACCGACACAACGGCAAUGUGGAGCCAGCAGAGGGGCCGGGUUUCACCCAGGAGACGCAACACGAGGACUUCCAGCCUGGCCCUGUGUGCAACGGGCUGGCAUCCCCCUCGCCCUCUCCUGAGGAGCAAGGCUUGGAGAGGGAGGGUAGAGGCGGGGCUGUGAACAUCGGGGCGUCGGAGAGGGGGCCCCCUGGUGGGCUGGAGGAGGGAGAGCUGCAGAGCCAAAGUCCUGAGGGGACGGAGGAGAGCGUUGACUGCCAGUACGGAGCCCAGGAGAGCCUAAAAAACGCCAAGCUCGCUGCCGGCAGCUUCCUGGUUAACCCCCUGGAGCCCCUCAACGCAGACAAGAUCACGGUCAAGAUCGCAGACCUGGGAAACGCCUGCUGGGUGCACAAGCACUUUACGGAGGACAUUCAGACACGACAGUACCGCUCCCUGGAGGUGCUGAUUGGCUCCGGAUACAACACACCAGCUGACGUAUGGAGCACUGCCUGCAUGGCGUUUGAGCUGGCCACGGGGGACUACUUGUUUGAACCACAUUCGGGGGAAGAUUACUCCAGGGACGAAGACCACAUAGCGUUGAUCAUUGAGCUGCUAGGAACUGUUCCUCGCAAACUCAUAGCGGCGGGAAAAUAUUCCAAGGAUUUUUUCACCAAGAAAGGUGACCUGAAGCACAUCACCAAGCUGAAGCCCUGGGGCCUGAUGGAGGUGCUGGUGGACAAAUACGAGUGGCCCAGGGAGGAGGCUGAGUGUUUCGCUGACUUCCUGCUCCCCAUGCUGGAGCUCAUCCCAGAGAAGAGAGCCACAGCCGCCGAGUGCCUGCGCCACCCCUGGAUUGCCCUCUAGUGGUGGCCUCUGGCCUCACAGCACCUCAUUAUCACUUUUUUUUCUCUUUUUUUUUUCUCGAUCUCUCUCCCUCAUUCUCGAGAAUGCAACAGAUCACUUUCCAGCUCAAGCAUAUCUGACGAGUAUUUAUUUUCCGUUUUCAUGUUUUGGUUUUCUUACAUUUUGUUUUAAUGGUUGAGUAAUACUCCUGUCCAGUUUGUGUAUUUGAAUCUAUUCCGUUCCUCCCUUUGUGCUUGGGGGUUGUAUUGGUCUGUGGUCCUGUUGGAACAAAAUUGCUGUGCUCUGCUAACCCGCUCCACCUCCCCCUUUUAAGAGGACUUGGGUUUUAAAGGCGGGCAGCUUCCCUCAUUCUUGUUUUGUUUUACUCCUGCUCAACACUCCAGAAGAGAUGAAGAGAACGUUGCCCUUAAUGUCCACUUUGGCCUCUAAAACUGCCCCCUGCCUCCAGUUCAGUUCAUUUUGGCCCUUAGUGCAGCGUUCACUUUAUGGAAAAUAAUCUUAUGUUACACCUGUGGGGAAUGAUUGUUUUGUAUUGCUGUAGUAUUAGGAAGCUGCAGAGUGACUAGACUGACAGAAGUAACUGCAGUCUCUGUAUCACAUAGAGCCAUUAGAUGUAUUUAAUAGGGAACCCGGGGCUGCUCGUAAAGAUGGGUACUGCCAGUUGUGAGUUCCAUGUCACUUAAUAGUUAGUUCACUUUGUUGGGAGGCUGGUUUUCCUUCAGAGUCUUUGUGGGAUUCAGGAAUAUUUCAGUAUAUAAAGCAUAAAAGACUCAUGAGAACAAUUGUGAAGAAAAAAAAAGAAAAAAACUAUUUGUGUGUGUCUGUAUAUACAUGUACCAAAGAGUUGGCCUUGUUCUGUAUAUUACAGUUCUGUAC
Messenger RNA from Osmerus eperlanus (European smelt), 2957 nucleotides. It is a transcript of the gene srpk1a, whose product is annotated as SRSF protein kinase 1a. Lineage: Eukaryota; Metazoa; Chordata; Actinopteri; Osmeriformes; Osmeridae. The transcript is spliced from 16 exons. Gene Ontology annotation, biological process: peptidyl-serine phosphorylation; regulation of mRNA processing; spliceosomal complex assembly. Gene Ontology annotation, cellular component: cytoplasm; nucleus. The record is from RefSeq and is a predicted model, not a curated record. Gene Ontology annotation, molecular function: protein serine/threonine kinase activity; ATP binding. Bases 93 to 2081 code for a protein of 662 amino acids.